Eurytemora carolleeae is the source of this 5294-nucleotide messenger RNA. RefSeq lists its product as uncharacterized. Lineage: Eukaryota; Metazoa; Arthropoda; Copepoda; Calanoida; Temoridae. The coding region runs from base 49 to 5049 and encodes 1666 amino acids. The transcript has 43 exons. The record is from RefSeq and is a predicted model, not a curated record.
UCAACAUUGAAAAUUAGUUCCUCACUUCCACUAGAGCAGUGGUAGGAAAUGUUAGUCCCAGGGCUAAUAUGGGCAGGAACCUUUACUCUCCUCCCAAUUCUCGCGCUGGGUGGAGAUGAUUUUAUUGAUAUGCUGUCUGCUGUGAAGCCUAUUGCCCCGAAACUGAAGUUGGAUGACUCCGAGCUUCAAGACCUACAGAGAGAUCCAGCUAUUCUUGGUACUUUGCCGGAUUCUGAUUGGGCUGGGAUAGCAGAUAGGAAAAUCUACAACUACAAUGAUAACAAUAAAGUCGAAGUUGCAACAGGUGGGUUCUUCAGAGCAAGUAAUAAGCAGAAAACUCGAGGAUCUAAAGUUAAAACUCAGGCUAAAGCCAUUCCCUUCCCUCAUAAACCAGAUCCACAGGAUCCAGAAGGGUGUGGAAAUCCAGUUUGCGUUGUCAUUGAUAGAAAACCAAGAAGAUUCAAGUCUAUUUGCCAGUUGAAAACAUUCUUAAAGAAUGAAAACAGACUGUCACAAAUCAACUUUGUACAAAAGGGAGACUGUUAUGAUAUUAUUGAUAAUGAUGUUGAUGGUGGAGCAACUAAGAAACCUUGGUCUGAUAAUGCAAAGGACUGCUCAAAAUGUGCAGCUGCAGAGAACUGCAAUGGACCUGUAGUUUUCAUCAUAGACAUCAACAGUUACAUGAAAGGGAUGUCAAGUGCUCCUGGUGGAGACAAUUUUAAUGACGCUAAGUUUGGUGGUAAAAAAAUGGCUGGAUUUCCUUUUGAAUUUUGUAACAUUUGUGAAGCCAUGAAGUUUUUCCAAACUGUAGAGAAUGUUAACGCUAAAACCCAAGUUGUUGGACUUGGAUUUGGAAAUGUGAAUACAAUGUUCCCUUUGAAUGGUGGGGACAACUGCAUGUGGACAGAAUACUUUGACCAUGACGCUCCUUGCAACUCUGAUGAGGAUAAAGAACUUCAUUCGGAACACUUCCGAUACCUCCAGUCCUCAUACACUGGUGCUCUCAGGGUGUGUGCAGCUGAAGAUAUCAUUGCAGUUUGUCACGAAGGAGGAUCAGAAAUAACACAGAUUAAAGCUGAAGAUGCUAUUGCUGGACAAGCUGUUGGAUCAAACGGAGAAAAGUUUGAUCAAAUUUUGCAGGUUAGCAAACAGAGCAUAGUCUGUAAGAAUCAAGAACAAAAAAUAAAACAGCUUCCACCUCCUUUCAUCUAUGCUGAUGACAAGAACAACACUUGUUUAGAUUAUAAAGCAAGGUACUGCUGCCGAACAUCCAAAAUGUGGAGACCCAUGGGAGUUGAGGUAUUUGGAAGCCGUAUACCUCCUUCUAUUCCCUUCGGAGUAGCAUGGACAACAUAUAAGAGAACUGGAGAUACCAUUUGCUUUACAAUUGUUGUAAGUGAUGGAGUUAAGGGAAGCAAGCCAAGCACUCUAAUAAUUGAUGUUAAGUCUGGGGAAGCAAAGGGAACAAUCAUUUCAGGGAAAAUGAUUUGUGGAUCAACAACUACAGCUCUGAAUGGAAACUUUGAAAAGAUUGAGCGUCCAGAUAAAUCUAGCACAUACACAUUUUCACUGUACAAUCCAUCUGAAGCCAAGCAGCUCCUCUCCACAGUUUCGAUUUACCUGCAUUGGGAUGAAGCUGCUAUUGCUGCAGUUGCUACAACAAUCAAGGAUGAAAGUGGCGUAGUUUCAGUCACACAGGUUCUACCAGCUGUUGAAAAGGCUGAGAUAGAACCCACCCCACGAGGAUAUGGUCAACCACCUGCAGGUUAUGGAUCAGCCGGAAACACAACAGCUCCAGCAGCACCAGGAGGCAGCAACCUUUUUGAUGAUAUUAAAUGGGAUAUGAGAAACACAACUCUUACAGAACUUUUGAAAUCUCUUAAUGUUAGGGCACUCUACUAUCAGACUGUGAUGGUAGACAAACUGAGUGGAGUAAAAACUAUUGUUUCAGAGUUCCGUAGUGCUGAUCAAUUCACAAUUAUGAAAUCUGAAGGGGCUCUAAAUGUCAAGUUAUCAGAUAACAAAAAUCUAUGGCAGUCCAUCAGUCAAGUUUUGAAAACAUACUCCAUUUCCAUUGUUGUGGAAUCUCCACCACUUGCUCAUCUGUUCCAUGAGUGUGAAUGGAAAGACUGGGUUAACCAAGAUUAUCCAGCCAACCUCUGGGGUCAAGAUGGAGAAUAUGAGCUUAGAGAUAGAGCAGCUAAAGUAGCAAAGCUGGCACACACUGUUUGUGGAACAAUUCCAGAGAGUGCCCACUACAUAGAUGCCAUCACCACAGAAGAUCAGGUUCCUUGGUAUGAGCUUAAAAUGGAUGAAAAUAUUUAUCAAACAUUUAAGCUUACUCCAUUUUUUGGGUAUGCCUGCAAGGAUAAGAAUGGUCCCAAAGAGUUUUGCAAGGAUAUGAAAGUAAGAUACUGCUGUCAAAAAGCUUUAAGAGCAACUUGGGGAGAAUGGGGCGCAUGGUCUUCUUGUGACAAGACCUGUGGUGGUGGAUGCAAAAAAAGGAAAAGGGAUUGUGUUCAAGAUGAAGCAAAGAAAGAUAGUCCAGAAUACAACCCACUGUGCUAUGGACAGGAUGGUAAAUCAGCUAGUGCAGCUGAAAGAUAUUCAACUCAGACAGUACAAUGCAAUCUGGAGGCUUGCCCUGAAGAUGGCAAGUUUAUGCCAUGGACUGGAUGGACUGCUUGCUCCCUAUCAUGUGGUCAGGGAACAAAGACAAGAACUAGAUAUUGUUUACCCUCAAUCGGUGGUGGUAAGCCAUGCCCUGAUGAAAUGACAAAUAGAGACUUAUAUGUUAAUAUUGAAAAAUGUACCCAGAAGGAUUGUGAGCAGUAUAUACCCACCCAAUGGAGUGCAUGGUCGAGUUGCAGUUCAACUUGUGGUAAAGGAGUGAUGACCAGAAACAGAAAGUGUGUUAAUGAUAAAACAUUUGAAGUGGUCCCCAAUGACAGAUGCACAAAUGGGCAGGCUAGUCCAGAAUACGUGCUUCAAACCCAAAAUUGCCUUUUGCAACAAUGCCCAGUCAAUGGUAUGUGGGCGGCAUGGUCAGCAUGGGGAUUGUGCAGUCAACAAUGCAUUUUUGAACCUGAAGAAGGCAAACCUAUUGAAACCAGAGCAAACAGAAAACGAGAAAGAUUCUGUGCCAAUCCUGAACCUGCAUUUGGAGGUGAACCAUGUAAAAGGGAUGAGAAAUUUGAAUUUGAUUCUCGACUUUAUGCUGAAAAGGACAAAACAACUUGUAUAACUCCUGGGUCUAAAGAGAAAGGACCAGUCACUCCUUGGUGCCCUGAACAUUGCAUUUACACUCAAUGGGGAGACUGGAGUUUGUGCAGUACAACCUGCCUGCCACUUAAUGCAAAAGUAUCUGGAUAUGACAAUUCCAAGAUGUUGAUUGAUAUAAUGUAUUCAUAUAAUCAACCUGAAGUAAUGCCAACUAGAUCAAGAGUGAAAAUUAUGGUAAGGCCAGAGAAAAAUGGUGGUGUGUGCGAAGAAAAGAAAUCAAAUUUUGAUCAACCUGGUUCUUUCAAUGGUACUUGUCUUCAUGAUAGACAAGAAUGUACACUGUGCAAAGAACAUUGUCCAGUACCGAAACCAGGAGAAAAGAUAAAAAUUCAACCAGACGUCAGAACAUUUCCUAAAUUGGAUUAUCCAGGAAAUGACCCAAGUUGUAUUGGAUAUUGCCCAGAAAGCUGUAAAUGGACUGAUUUUAAACCUUACAAAGAUUGUGAAGAGGCUAAGAAAAAAUACCUUGAGGAAAAGGAAAAGAACCCAAAUAUACCAAAAAAUGAAAGUAAAGAAGUGUGCUUUGACUUUACCUUCAGAAGAAAAGCAACAGAAAACAAAGCAAUUGAAGUAAUGAAUUUAUGGGAUGCAUAUAUUUGGCCAAUUUCUGAAGGAAAAGUACCCUUUCCUGAUUCUAAUGAUUUUGGAAGACUUCCACAAGAACUGGCUAAUCUUCUCAAAGAAGAUUCUGAUAUUGAUGAGAUUUUGAAGGAUGGAAAAAUGUUACUGCAAGCUGAAAUGACUCGAUAUGAAGAAAUUCUUUUUACAGAAGAAAGAAAGUUUUUAAAAGAACCAUACCUAGAUGGAUUAAUGGGUGGUGAACAUUGUAUGGAUGAUAAAUCAAGACAAGUAACAACAAACAUGCAACUUCAAAAAGAAGACAAGAAGAAAUAUAGCAAGUUGCCUUAUGUUAACAUAAGAGCUAUCAAAUGUCAACUUGAUCCCUGCAAACCAAUAGUAGCACCCCCAGGCCAAAGCACCCCUCCAUGCAAGUAUACACAAUGGACAGAGUGGGGAGACUGGGGAAAAUGUGACAUAAAGUGCGGUGAUGAUGGAAUAAGAAAGAGAAACAGGAAAUGCAUAAAUACCUGCACUAACGAAGAAUUGAAGAAUGAAGAGUGCAGGCCCCUUGUUGAUCCUGGAAGAAACAGAACCUGGACCGACACCGGGGAAGGUGCUUGUACUCCUUGUCCAGCAGAGAGUCAAGGAACUUGGUCAUUAUGGUCUGCAUGGGCUUAUGCAUCUGAGCCAAAAUGCAAUGCAGAAGGCAAAGGCUCCCAGGAAUAUACCAGAGAAAGAAGAUGUAUUGAAGGUCCUGAUGUCAAAGAAUGUUCACCAACAAGGACAGGAUUAAAAACUGGAAUAGAAAAGGAAAAACAGGAGGUCCCGGUGCCUAAAUGUCCAGAAAUUAAUAAAGUCCAAGAAUGUGAAGGCUGUCCACCAGGGUCAGGAGGAGAACCUCCAUCACCAAGUGGAGACAAACCAGCAGGAGGGGAACCUGCUCCGGCCGGAACACCUGCACCAGGAGGUGAACCCACACCUGCACCAGGAGGUGAACCCACACCUGCACCAGGAGGUGAACCAACACCUGCACCAGGAGGUGAACCCACACCUGCACCAGGAGGUCCACCCCCACCUGCUCCAGGAGGGGAAACACCUGCACCAGGUGGUGACACUCCUGCACCACCACCAGGAGGCGCACCUGCUCCUGGAGGAGAACCUACACCAGCACCAGGAGGACAACCUCCUUACAGAAGAUGGAGAUGAGAGUAAAACAAUUUUAGAAACUGAUGUAUCAGAGAAAAUGGAAAACCCCUUAAUCUUUACAUUUUUAGCAAGUUUUAAAUAAGAAUUAUUAAAGCAGUUUUCACAUCUUAAUUUACAAAUUUUGAAAGACUCUGUUUGUGUUUAAUUCUGUUCAGGUGAUUAUUCCCAUUCUCAUAAUUGACAUGUAACCAAUUUAACCCAUGUUUUGAUUUAGUCUUUGAAUUAAAAAUAAAUAAAAUGUUCAA